CCAGCCUGCACUGCUCACACAGGAGCUUCGAGGAAGGUGGGAGUGCAAUUCGGGGGAGCUGCGCGAUCCCGGCCUAGGAACAGGUAGAGUUCUCCGACAGCCAGGCGUGCUUUGCAUUGGAGCUUCGCCUCCAGGACUUGAUGUGUGCUAGCCUCCGGAUGUUGAAAUGAUCCCGAGUCGGAGGGGUGCUCGGGCGCUGGCUGAUCCUGAGGCCGGCCGGAUGCGGGGCCCCGGCUGGGGAGGCUAGGGGGCAGGCCUCGCCUGGCUAUGGGCUGCUUGCAGAGCGUGGCGUGCAAGGCGCGAGUGCGCAGGGAGAACAUCGUGGUAUACGACGUGUCGGCAUCAAUCGAACCGGGAGCCACCGCCAUCGAAGAGACAUCGCCCAUCGUGCUGCGCUACCGAACGCCCUAUUUCCGCGCCGCCGCUCGCGUCCUUAUGCCGCCUAUCCCGCGCCGUCACACCUGGGUGGUGGGUUGGAUCCAGGCCUGCAACCACAUGGAGUUCUACAACACCUACAGCAACCUGGGCAUGUCGAGCUGGGAACUUCCAGACUUGAGAGAAGGACGUGUAAAAGCCAUCAGUGACUCUGAUGGAGUGAGCUAUCCCUGGUAUGGGAACACCACAGAAACAGUUACCUUGGUUGGUCCUACCAAUAAGGUUUCCAGGUUUUCAGUCAGUAUGAAUGACAAUUUUUAUCCUAGUGUGACAUGGGCUGUCCCUGUGAGUGAUAGCAAUGUGCCACUAUUGACUAGGAUCAAACGGGACCAAAGUUUUACUACAUGGUUAGUGGCCAUGAAUAUGACUACUAAGGAAAAAAUAAUUUUGCAGACUAUAAAAUGGAGGAUGAGAGUAGACAUUGAAGUUGAUCCCAUGCAGCUCUUGGGCAAGCGAGCCCGCCUGGUGGGGAAAACUCAACAGGAGCAGCCUAAGAUUUUGGGCAGAAUGGAACCCAUCCCACCAAAUGCACUAGUGAAACCCAAUGCCAAUGAUGCCCAGGUCCUCAUGUGGAGGCCUAAGAGAGGUCUGCCUUUGGUAGUGAUACCACCAAAAUAAAAAAUGCAUUUAAAUGAGGACUUUUGCCACUCUAGAAUGGAUAUCUGAGCCAAAGAAGACCUUUCAGGUUCACCUGCCUUUUGUUACUGCAAGUGUGAAGAGGGCUUCUUCAAUAUGGUGUUAGAUGGCAAUGGCCAAUUAUGUGCCACUGCAGAAUAGUUGAAUUUCUGGACUUCGGAAGAAUAAAUGUUAUUUUAUGCUUUCAGGGGCAUUCUCAUGGAGAAGAAAGUUUCUAUUCUUAAUCUUGAAAUACAAUGAAUAUGAAUAUAAUUUUCAGUGCCUGUGGCUAAUGCUGCUUCCCAACCAAUUAAAUGUGAUUAUAAAGACUGUUCUUAUGAGAUAUUUAUGGAGUCCUAUUAUGUUGCUUGAUUUCUGCUGGUUUAGGACAGGAAGGGAUGACAUAUUACCACAUUAUAGCUAUGCAUUUUAAUUGAUAAUCAGAAUGAUCAGUGUGCUCAUUGGAAUGAAGAGGAUGUUUACAAAAAGAAAAUACUGUCAAUUUAAUCUCAUCAGUAUAAAAAAAGCAGUCCUACCCACAAGGAACUAUCCAGAGUGCUGAAUUUUGAAAAUCAGGAUCUUCAUCUAAUCAACUUCUUUCUUGGGCUAAUUAUUUGGAUUAGUGAAAUUAAGACUUUUUGCAUGUUUUUCAAUGUGUUCGAGGAAUUGUAACUCUAGGAACUUUGCCAUAGAGUUUUACCAAGCUAUAGGUGAAAUCCAAGGUAAAUAACUGGCAACAGCCUAAGUAUUUAAGAAAUGCUUUUGUUUUCUUAUACUACCUCUGUUAUUUAUAGAGACUUAAUGGAUAUCUACUCAUAGCAUGUUUUUUCAAUUUUUGGGGGGAGAGAGGGGGAAAUAAUUAAUUACAUUUGGGAUGGAAGGUGUUCAGAUGUUCAGAAAGUUAGGUGCAAUCCAGGUCACUAUCAGCAUUGUAAAACAAAAUGAUCUGAACUGUUACUAAAUAUGGAUAAAAAGGGAGACUUUGAAAAUUCAGUUUGUGUCACUUUUCUGCUGGGCUGUGACAUCUUUGCUUAUGGGGGAGGGGAGAAGGGCAUUCAGAACAGGGGAACAGCUGUGGAACAAAAGCAUUACUUUGUAAUAUAGGCGAAAAAAACCAGAUAACAUUUUGCAAGAGCAGACAUUAUUCAAGGGCUACCAUUUGAAUAAUGGGAAACUUCCCAAAAUACUUUCCCCCAACUUAAAUGUAGCUAGGGGAGGUAUUUUAUUUUCUUGUGUUUGAGAAGAAAUACAUAGAUUAAUACAUAGAUUUUAGAUUAAAUAAUGAAAAAAAAAGUUAAUGGGUAUUUUACCUUCUCUUGCAUUUUUUUGAGAAUUCAUUAAUUUGUCUCAACUCUAUUUAAUGUGAUGAUCAUAUCUAAACAAGAAAAUAAAUGUAGUUAUGAAUUUUAGCUUACAAAAUCUUCAAAGAUGUGUUUUAGCUUAUUUCACUUUCUAUAUAAUUGUUCUGGGAAUCUUUGAGAAAGAGAAUAACUAUAGUUCCAGUUUUGCUUUUUCAUCCCAUAUUAAGAGCCUUAACAGCAAAGAUGGUCCUAUAGAAAGCUCCAAAAUUUAAAGUCCCCCCCCCAAAUAUUGUGCUUUUACCUUCUAUUUAACUUUCAUAUGUGGGAUGUAUAGCUAAGAAAUAAUGGAUAAAGUUUUAUACAAUGAAUAUCAAUUCAGGAAUGUUUGAGGAAUAUAUAAGAAUGAGCAAAUAGUAUUGAAAAGUAUUUUUCAAGUAUAUAGGGAUUACAGGAUAUUUCCCAAAGAGAAGCAUGGUCUUAUGGGUCAUUUUAUUUUCCAUAUCUGAGUGUACAGUGCUCUAAAUAUUGGGCAUUUAUACAUCUAUCUAUCUAUCUAUCUAUCUAUCUAUCUAUCUAUCUAUCUAUCUAUCUAUCUAUCUAUCUAUCUAUCCAUCCAUCCAUCCAUCCAUCCAUCCAUCCAUCAUCUAUCCAUCUAGACUGGAUAUGAAAGAUUUAGAUUAUUCUUCUAAAUCUCAGCAGUUUUCUUGACAAUUGACUCUCUGUUUGCAAUAAUUCUAUCCUAAAUUCUAUCUUUUGGGGAGAACACCUUCCAAGUGCAUUAGGACUACAUUUUGGCUGCCAUUCUUAAAACCUUAAAUGCAAUUCCUUCCUUAGCGCUAGUUUUGUCCUCAUUUUGAUAUUGAUCUGCCUCACUAUAAAAUGCAUAGCACAGAAUGAUCCCAUUGUUGCCAUGUUUCCCUAUAGAAUUUUAUUACUCCUACAUUUACAUUUAUAUGAGUCCUGUUACACUAGCAGAAUAUAAGAACUCUGAACAUCAAUAAUAUACAUAUUAUUCAAGAUUUAUAAGAAAUUACAUUAAAGAGUUGUGAAAUAACUUCCACAAAUUCCUUAAGCAUUUGGGAAUUUAAUAUAUAUUACCUCAGAGACAUUCACUCAUUCAUAGUUCAUACAUAGAUUUUAACAUCUUGCUUAUUCUGGUCUGCAUGAUCUUCCUUACACC
Molecule: messenger RNA, 3531 nt
Organism: Ahaetulla prasina
Lineage: Eukaryota; Metazoa; Chordata; Lepidosauria; Squamata; Colubridae
Gene: FAM78B
Product: family with sequence similarity 78 member B
Exons: 2
Coding region: 268-1053 (261 amino acids)
Source: RefSeq, a predicted model, not a curated record